CGGUGGACUGGGAGGAGCCGGAGGAGGAGGAGGACCACCAGCGGGGUUCUCUUCCGCUGUAAUCUCUUCAGCUUGCAGAAUCUUUCAUUGUGACAUAAGGAGAUUCUGAGGGUGAGAUUUUCUCAGAACAAGGCUUCCAACAGCUACUGGUAGGGUAUGAAGACUGAGGAGGAAGCUACUCAUUUCUAAUAUAACCGGAUCCUUGGGAAGCAUUUGUGGUCCUACCCUUGAAAGGCAAAGGAGCUCGUGUCAUUUGCCAAAUCAGGAACCAUGAGGAAAUAUAUAUUGUCUCAUACCUGGCAGCUUUUGAAGAAGGAACAGGGGAUGUACCGGCUCAUCCUGGAUAUCAUUUUGAUGAUCCGAGUAUGUAAAAUGUUCCGCCAAGGCCUCAGAGGAUUCCGGGAAUAUCAGAUCACUGAGACUGCUCGCAGAAGGCACCCUAUCUUCUCCUUCUGGGAUAAAAAGAAGCAAGGCCGAAUCACAUUUGAUACCAUGGACUUCGUGGCAGAGUCGGGUUACUUCCCUCCACGGGCCAUUGAGAUAGCACAGAAGAUACCUUCGUGGAGGACGGAGCAGGACGUCCAGGCCCUGUGUAACUUCCUGCAGGUCCUGGAUUGCUACCGGAACUACUCAGAGGCCCUGCAGCUGCUUCUGGCCAGGGUCCUCCGCUUUGAACGGUUUGGUCGCAGACGUGUGAUCAUAAAGAAGGGGAAGAAGAGCAGCAGCUUUUAUUUCAUCUACUUGGGCAAAGUCGCAGUGACCCAGGAUGAAGAUGGCAGCAGCGCCUUCCUAGACCCCCACCCGAUGUUGCUGCAGAAGGGCGACUGUUUUGGGGAAAUGGGCCUUCUGAGUUCUUCAGUAAGGAGGGCCACUGUGGUCUGUAUGGAAGAAACAGAGUUCUUGGUUGUCGACCAAGAUGAUUUCCUUGCUAAUAACCUGGACCAUGAAGUUAAAAAGGAUGCCCAGGAUCGGUUUGAGUUUUUUAGGCAUUUGGAGUUGUUACAGUCGUGGUCUGAUGAGAAGCUCUGGAAACUGGUAACCCUGGGGAAGGUGGAAAAGUACUCAUUUGGGCAGCUGGUCUCAAAAGACAUUAUUGAAUCAUCCUCUGUCAUGUUUGUCUGCAGGGGCAGCUGUGAAGUCCUGCGGCUAUUAGACCUAGCGGCUUCGCCUUUCUACCACAAGUGGAUUUGGCAGCAUCUGGAGCUGAUAGAUGACAGAGCUCUGAAGACCAACCUCAAAGAAGCUUCUCCUGUGAAGAGAUUUAAGGAUUUCCAGAUUAAAUCAUAUCCUGUACAGGAUUUUAGCGCUCUGAAACUUCUGCAUUUCCAGAAAGCCUUGGAACAACAGGGGACCACCUUCAGUAAGAAGAUUAAUACCCUAGAAGAUAGUCUCCCAAAGACCUUUGGCCCAAAGAUCAAAUCCCAGAAACCUCAACUGCUGAAUUGUCCCAUGAUCAAAACCAAGUAUGGUGAUAUCCCGAAGGAGGCUUUAGUGGGGGGCUACGUCAAGCUCCACACAGUGGAGGAAGGAGAAAUCAUUGGCCUUCACCAGAUCCUCCUUCCAGACAACCAACAAGACCUGCGGCCCUUGAUCCUCGUGAGCCUGGGAGUUGAGUUGAUAACAGUGCAGAAAGAAAAAUUUUGUGAACUGAUUGACUGCAAGGUAACAGAAAAGUUGUCCAGGUUCAAGAUCGGGUACCCCAGCGAUGACGAUAUGUGCCAGAAGUUCCUCAUGGAGAACAGCUGGAAUAUCUUCCGGAAGGAUCUGAUACAUCUGCUGGAGGAGCCUCGCCGAUGUCCACCACUCCCCCCAAUUCAGUACAAGAAGAAAGAGAUCUACAACCCCAAGUCUCUGACGCUGGAUUUGUGUAACUUCAACAAGAAGACUAAACCUAAUUAUCCCAUUUUUAUGGCACCCCGGAAAAACCUCCCCCCACUGAGGAUUGUCCAGGCCAUCAAGGCACCCCGGUACAAAAUCCAAGAACUUCUGCCUCGGUACAAGAAUGCAGGGGUCCUUGUUUAGACCAAAUAAAGGAUGGAGGCUUGGCCA
Messenger RNA from Myotis brandtii (Brandt's bat), 2049 nucleotides. RefSeq names its product cyclic nucleotide binding domain containing 2 (gene CNBD2). Lineage: Eukaryota; Metazoa; Chordata; Mammalia; Chiroptera; Vespertilionidae. The transcript has 13 exons. Gene Ontology annotation, biological process: spermatogenesis. The coding region runs from base 271 to 2022 and encodes 583 amino acids. Gene Ontology annotation, molecular function: cAMP binding. The record is from RefSeq and is a predicted model, not a curated record.